AUGCAAGAGAUGAAGUCUUCCUCUCCUCCCGGGAUACCAUCAAGCCUUGAUGAUUCCAAACCCAAUGUCGACCCCAAGGUCCAGCCUGCUACUCCUGCCAGGAAGCUCAAGACCAAGAACCCAACCCAAGUUGCACAGCGCACUCCGCUCAAUGCUUCCGAGGUACUCGUGUCUACGAAACGCGCGCUUCCAUGGGUAGAAACGCCUACCAAAGAGUUUUUGCUAAGAGACUCACGCAAUGAAAAGCAAAUGCGAGUAAAUAUCAACGAACCUGGCAUGCUUUGGUUGGCUAAUCUUGCUUUUAGCAUGAAUAUCAUUUCACACGAUAUCGGCGGAACCAAGGAUGUCCCGGAGAUCUCAUUUGAUGUUGUUGGAUCUACUGGCAGUAUCUACAAGACGGUCAUUGGCAAAGUCCCUAGAUGUGAGUGUCCUGACUACAGGUUCCGGAAGGCGCAGUUCCUAUCGGCGAUGGAUGUCCCUGGGAAACUGAGGUACCAGCGGUCAUUUUUGCCAUCCGUGAGUAUUGCAAGCCCCAAUCAAGCAUCACUUUGUCUAUACAUAUACCUGACCCAAUUGCACUUUAUUAAGGAACUACGCGAGAUGAUUGCUUCAUCGUCCUUGGAUCGAAUCGUGGAAACUUCUGGCAUUAUUUCCACCGGUAGAAGCAAGCCUAUCGAGGGUGAAUGCCCAAUUUGCUUCAAUGACUUCAACAGCAACCAAGAAACUAUGUGUUGUCAGGUAUGCGACAACCAUGUUCAUGAGGCUUGCUUUAAGAAUUGGAAGGCCACUGCGCUUGGGGCUAAGGAUGUUGUCCGUUGUCUCUUCUGCUACCCUCAUAUAGCAAAGCCUCAUGGAAAAGCGAUGAAUGAGACACUUAUCUCACCGGAGAGGCCGUCUGAAGCGGGUGCUCUAGCCCAGAGGAUAGGUCAACGUGCACGACAAAUAUUCCUAGAUGACGUGGCUAAUUUGAAAAUGUGGAGUUUGGUGCUGGGAUGGGGUGGACUUAUUAUGCUGGAUACUCCCAAAUGA
Molecule: messenger RNA, 1029 nt
Organism: Penicillium vulpinum
Lineage: Eukaryota; Fungi; Ascomycota; Eurotiomycetes; Eurotiales; Aspergillaceae
Exons: 3
Coding region: 1-1029 (342 amino acids)
Molecular function (GO): ubiquitin protein ligase activity
Source: RefSeq, a predicted model, not a curated record